This is a messenger RNA of Symbiodinium sp. CCMP2592, 2022 nucleotides long. The record is from the annotation of a GenBank genome assembly. Lineage: Eukaryota; Dinophyceae; Suessiales; Symbiodiniaceae.
AUGGCUUCCGCAGAUGUGAUCGUUCUAUCGGUGAAGAUUGCCAAACAGCGCAAGCUUCGCCCACCACAGCUGCGGAAGGAAGAAGGACAAGAUGGCGCUGGCAGCCAGGAGCCAGUGAAGCUUCACAAAGUGAAGCAAGAAGUAGCGAAGGACAUCCAGGCACCGCCACAGGAUGGAACUAAAGACCAGCUCCAGCCAAAUGGACAGGUGAAGGAUGAAGUGAAGGAAGAAACGGAGGAGCCAGAAGGCAGUACUCGGCAUGCAGCCGAAGCCAAACUGGAACCGAAGGACGUGAAAAAAGAAGUUAAAGAGGAGGCAUCCAAGGGCACGGAGGAGAAAGUUAAAAAGGAGAUCACCCAGAAGGACAUGAAGAAGGAGGUAAAAGAGGAGGUCCCGAAGGAUGUACACAUGGACGUGAAGACAGAGAUCAAGGAGGAGUCCUCCAAGAGCAUGUCACAAGAAGUCAAAGAGGAGAUCCUAAAGAAGGACAUGAAGCAGGAGGUGAAGGAGGAGGUUGCGAACGAUGAGAUGAAGCCAAAGGUUGGAGAUGAGGUCGUCAGCUGUCGUCGAAGACUGCGCGCGAAGGUCAAGGCUGAGAUCAAGCAUGAGGUGAAGCAAGAGGACCACGACUGGCAGCGCCGGGUGACUGGCGUGAAGCGCGAGCCGGUGGAUGAAGAGGAGCAAGUGUGUGUGAAGGAGGAACAGGCUGAGCAGGCUGGUCCAAUCCAAGACGCCAAGAGGCGUCGCAUCAGCCAGAAGAGAUCUGACAAGUCAGUUCCACCCUUCGAGUCGCGAUUGGCAGAGUGGGCCGAGAAAUGCCUAGCAUUUCAAUCCUCUGGCAAGACGUGGCUCCCCACGAAGCCCUGCUGUCCGGCCAGCCCGUUUCUCGGAUUAGCAGGCGCUCCGUGGCAAGGAUGUGUAAGAGACACAGCAACAGCAUGCGUGCAGCUCCUCGGCAAAGAGCAGUUCAGAGAGUUGCGCGACUUCUACCGCGAGAAUCCACACCAUGCUCUCUUCCAUGACUCAAACAGCGAGCGACAGCCAGAGCCUACUGCUGGAUCCAGGCCACAGGCCCACAGGAGCUCAACCGGCAAUCAGCACCGAGCAGCUGAGUGCAUGAAGAUGUGGCCCUGGAUGCGUGAUCUUCCAACGCGAGCUUGGGCCGGCAAUGGCUGGCUGCUGGUGGAGGACGGCAUGAUGAAGCUCUCACCGACCGGAGGUGGCUCCGCCAUGCAGGGCCUCGAGAUCUUCGAGUCCGUGGGCUCCGUCCCUGAGCCCGGCGAGCCGAAGCCCUUGGAGUCGACGAGACCGGAGCCGGGAGCUCAGGUCGUCACGAGGAGCUUCCGCGGCCUGGAGCGCCAGAGCGGCAUCCAGGGAAUUUGCUGGCACAGAGGGAAGGCCUGCUGGAGAGUCCAAUGGUCAGAUCCCAGCAAACCGUGUCAGCAACGUCACUUCCCCAUCUCCAAGCACAUGAAGCUCGGCCUCAGCGAGGCCGAAGCCUUGGAGGCGGCACUCCAGGAGGCCAAGGCUUUCCGCGAGGAGCUCGUGCGCCUCGGCAAGCUGAAGCCACCGAAGCCCAUCACGGAGAAGGCCUUCAGCUCCACGGUGAGGGGCAUCAAGUACAACAGGAAGAAUGGAACCUUUCGGGUGGAGAUCACAGACCCCUCCACCAAGAAGAAGGUCCAUGGAGGCAUGUUCAAGGUGAAGGAGGAGGCAGAGGCCAGGGCCCGGGACCUGGCCAAGGAGUUGGGGAAGCAAGAUGAGCUGGUGCCCGUGAAGCCGCUCUCGGAGAUCCCGCACUUCGAGCCUCUGGGGCCGGAGAAGGGAGUGAAAUGGAGAAGGUCAGUACAGGGCUGGCGGGCCCAAUGCGCCGUCAACGGCAAGAAUCUUGAGCUGGUUGUACAGCCCAAGGAUUUCUCGCCGAAGGAGGUGGAGAAGGCCUGGAAGCAGGCGGUGGCCUGGCGCAAGCAGCAAGAGAAAGCGAGGGAGCGGGCCGAGCAGUCCCAGAAGCGGAAGCAAUGA